CCCGUGACCAAGGGUGCAGACAUUACGACGCGCCCCAGACGUGAUCCACGACAUCCCCGCGACUACCUGGAUGCCGGCGCUGACAUCAUACAGACCAACACCUUCGGCGCAACCGCGCUGGUGCUGGGCGAGUACAGCCUCGCUCCCGAGGCGCGCCGGAUCAACCGCGAGGCCGCCGGUAUCGCCAGGCGAGCCGCGGACGAUGCAACGGCCGCUGACCCGGACAAGCCGCGUUUCGUGUACGGCGCGAUGGGUCCGACGACGCGGACCAUCUCGGUGACGGGUGGCCUGACCUUUGACGAGCUGGCGGCCGAUUACCACCAGCAGGCGGCUGGACUCAUCGAGGGCGGCGCCGACGUGCUGGUGCUCGAAACGGGCCAGGACACGAUCAACAUCAAGGCAGGGCUGGAAGGAAUAGAUCGCGCCCGGGCCGAGAUGAACGUUGACGUUCCGGCAGCCGUGCAGGGAACCGUCGAGCCCAUGGGCACGCUUCUGGCCGGCCAGGACGCCGAGGCGUUUUACACCUCUCUGGCCCACCGGAACCUGCUCUGGGUGGGCUUCAACUGCGCCACCGGGCCGGAGUUCAUGACGACCACAUCCGGACGUUGA
Geodia barretti is the source of this 609-nucleotide messenger RNA. Lineage: Eukaryota; Metazoa; Porifera; Demospongiae; Tetractinellida; Geodiidae. The record is from the annotation of a GenBank genome assembly.